AUGGAUCGAAUUCAACCGUUCAUCACAAAUUGCAUCCUUGCAAGGUCCUUUACAAACCCCUCCAAACCUAUCGAUGAUAAAAGACUGCUGGAGACAUUAAUGAUACAGCCAACAGAUGGUGGUCUAUCCAAUAGGCUAAGGAAACGCAAAGUAAACCUUCUGGCAGAGGACGGUUCAUUACUGCAGGUGAAGCAUGAAAAUUAUAAAACCAUUAAUAAAAACUCAAAGGUAGCACUACGAGAAUAUAUCAAUAAAGCACGGUCAUCCUCUGCGAUGGCAAGGAAAAUCGCAAAUGACAAGAAGUUCGGGACUUGGGAAGAGCUGGAAACAUAUUUACUCAUUAAUGACCAAGAUUUAUACUCCUCGCUUCCGAAAUAUGAUCAAUUUAAACCAAUGCAUGAAGAGUUGUGGUGUGAAUAUAUGUUGGAAUUACUGGAAGUUAAAACUGACCCAAGUCAAGGCUUAAAGCUAAAUGGAGAGGCUGCCCUACAAAAACUAUCAAUGGCAGACUACAACGGAAGUCUGCUAAAAGUGACCAAGAGCCGCAAUAAGAAUCUAGAGGGAAUUGAAGGUCUUGUAUUAUGGGAUGCCCAAAAGAGCUUCAUUUUGCUUUGUAAGGGUAAAAUCGUAGAUACAGUCAAGUGUAUUCCGAAAAAAGGCACUGUAUUUACAUUCGAGAUUCCAAUCAAUGCUGAGGAGUCAUUACAGUAUAGCAUUAUGGGUGAUAGGUUUAAAUAUCGAAGUUCCGACCGUGCAGGGCGAAAAUUCAAAGCGCGCCGAUGCGACGACCUAUUAUACUACAUAAACAUGGAAUAG
This is a messenger RNA of Eremothecium sinecaudum, 816 nucleotides long. RefSeq names its product RNase P/RNase MRP complex subunit (gene POP4). Gene Ontology annotation, cellular component: ribonuclease P complex; ribonuclease MRP complex. The record is from RefSeq and is a predicted model, not a curated record. Gene Ontology annotation, molecular function: ribonuclease P RNA binding. The transcript has a single exon. Lineage: Eukaryota; Fungi; Ascomycota; Saccharomycetes; Saccharomycetales; Saccharomycetaceae. The coding region runs from base 1 to 816 and encodes 271 amino acids. Gene Ontology annotation, biological process: tRNA 5'-leader removal; rRNA processing.